AUGGAGGAAGGCCUCCCUCAGAUAGGAUUGGAUGCCAGGGCUGCCAGUGUUUCCGCAGAGCAGAUGAACUGGCCUGCAUCCAUGCUGGAACUCCAAGUGGUUCUUGGAGCGCUCUUUAGAAUCUUGACAUCUUUGGAGGCCAGUGGGGAUGAAUGGGUAGUUCAGCGGGUGGCUACUACUCUAAGCUCCCACCUACUACCCUGGAAAAAUGCAGAAAGUACCCCUGACAAAUGCCUAACUGACCUCUGGGAAAUUCCGAUUUGCACACUGGUUUGGCCCAGCAUUGCCGGAGAAAUCUCCUGGGAUGUGUCAUUUGUUACUUUGAACUUCUUGGUACCAGGACUGCUUAUUGUGAUCAGUUACUCCAAAAUUUUACAGAUCACGAAGGCGUCAAGGAGAAGGCUCACGACGACCCUGGCUUCCUCGGAGAGCCACCAGCUCCGUGUGUCCCAGCAGGACGUCCGGCUCUUCCGCACCCUGUUCCUGCUCAUGAUCUCCUUCUUCGUCAUGUGGAGCCCCAUCAUCGUCACCAUCCUCCUCAUUCUGAUCCAGAACUUUGAGCAAAACCUGGUCAUCUGGCCGUCCCUCUUCUUCUGGGUGGUGGCCUUCACCUUUGCCAACUCGGCCGUCAACCCCAUUCUCUACAACAUGUCACUGUUUAGGAACGAAUGGAGGAAAUUUUUUCACUGCUUCUUCUUCUCAGAAAAGGGAGCCAUGUUUACAGACACAUCUGUCAGAAGAAAUGAUCUGUCUGUUAUUUCCAGCUAG
Globicephala melas (long-finned pilot whale) is the source of this 768-nucleotide messenger RNA. RefSeq names its product free fatty acid receptor 4-like. Gene Ontology annotation, cellular component: plasma membrane. NCBI's taxonomy places the organism in Eukaryota, Metazoa, Chordata, Mammalia, Artiodactyla, Delphinidae. The record is from RefSeq and is a predicted model, not a curated record. Gene Ontology annotation, biological process: cellular response to hormone stimulus; G protein-coupled receptor signaling pathway; hormone secretion. Gene Ontology annotation, molecular function: G protein-coupled receptor activity; fatty acid binding; taste receptor activity.